AAAUUCAAAUUUAUCCGUGAGAAUGAUUUGAUCACUUUUAAUAAAACCACUAUCACAUAAAAAUUUCCAAAUUACGAUAGAAAAAACAAUAAAUUAAAUCGGCUUCGAUUUUAAAAACAUCGCACCAUACCAAAACGCACCGAGAGAACAGUAAUCAGAGACAGCGACAACUACUGCGACUUUCCUCAAGGAAAGCAGCGUCGGUCAUACACCUAACUGAAUUGUUGUUCGACUUUCAAGAAUCCAAUAAUCACUCGCCACGUAUAAACUUUCGCAAAAUUAUUUGUCCACCUAUAUGGCUAUAACCACCUUAGUAGCUAAUAACCGUCAGCGGAAGCCGCUUCCAACAACUACCAGUCAUAGCAAGAUGAGGAAGGACUGAUUGGUGAGCUUUCAGUUAAACUCCAAGUUCUUCCACUCUCUUUCAUGGACUCCUCUCCCCCAAUUUUUCAAGAAUGGCUGAGCCAAAUCGGAGUUCACCUACCGCCUUCGCAUCUUCAUCUUCGUCUUACAGGGAGGAUUCAGGCACUGCGGCGUCGUCUUCGAGUUCUUCACAGGUUCGCGAGGAAGAGGAGGAGCGAGAUCACGAGUAUCCACAGCAGCAUAAUUUUCAUAAUCCAGAGCUAGAGAAUGAACACAUGGGCGGCCUUCUUUCUUAUAGAGGAAACUUAUCUGCUUUUGAUGAUUCACCUCCGAUGAUUAGAGAUGACACGUGGUCUUGCAUCAUCGUGGUUGCCACUUUUUGGUUUUUUGUUUCGACAACUUUGAUUUUGGGGGUUUACGGGACGCUGAAUAUACAACUUGGUCCAAAUUGUUCUCUGCUUAUUCAACCGAAUCCAAUUUUUGUUCAGAGUGUAAAGAUAGAGGAGAUAGAUGAUACCAAGCCUGGUCUCAAACUAUAUGGAUUUUAUAAAUCUCCAUCUCUAGAUGUAGUGACUACCUGGUCUGAAACUUAUACGGCCACUGUUCAAGCUGAUUCUCACAAGGAUUGGAUUUAUUAUUUGAACAGGGGAUCUCAAGUUAAUAUUUCAUAUAAUGUGAACUCAGCAGGCUCCUAUGUUUUCCUUAUAAUUGCUCAAGGCAGUGAGGGCAUUUCUCAAUGGCUUGAGAACCCAACCUAUCCUAACACCACUUUAUCAUGGAACAUUGUUCAUGGGAGCGGUAUGAUUGAGCAGGACAUAUAUAUAUCUUCAAGUUACUAUAUUGCACUGGGUAAUUUGAACUCAGAGGACGUGCAGGUGGAAUUAAACCUCACAGUCAGGGCUUUCAUUUAUAAUACAACUGAAGCUUACUACAGGUGUACCUUCGCUAAUGGGGUGUGUAGCUUGAGUAUCUUGUUUCCUCAGGGAAAUUCAGUUGUCUUGACUUCUCCUGGUUCAGAACAGAGUACAUCUGCUGAUGACUGGACUGUCAGAGUGUCAUAUGGUCCAAGAUGGAUUACAUAUAUUGUUGGCAUUGGUGGACUGACUGCAAUCAUGUUGGUUGCCUUCAACUUAUUAAACAAGUUUCAAUUUACUCGUGAAGUUGAAACAAGUGUUCGUUUUGGGGAGAUUGCUUCUGCAAGAGCCCCUCUACUUUCACGCAAAGAUGAUGAUAUCUCAAGUUGGGGUUCAUCGUAUGAUUCUGCCUCAAGUGAUGAGGCAGAUCUUGAAAAGUUCCUGGCAGGUUCUCUUGAAGGCAAUUCAAUAGGAGAUGGUGAAAACAGUAACAAUACUCGGCGACUUUGUGCAAUUUGCUUUGAUGCUCCAAGGGACUGUUUCUUCCUUCCAUGUGGACACUGUGUAGCUUGCUUUGCAUGUGGAACUAGAAUAGCAGAGGCUGCUGGAACUUGCCCUAUUUGCCGUCGGAACAUGAAAAAAGUGAGGAAGAUUUUUACAGUAUAAGGAAUACGCGGCACUUGCACAAACUGCAUCAGUGAGCUGCAGUACGUUUCUUUGAUGGGUAGCUGCUUGUUAUGCUGAUGGAUCCCUUAGUCAAGUGAAUAAUACACUGACUGGGUUAUCAGCAUAGAUUUUUUAAGGUGGAAUAAAUGAAUGAGCCAUGCAUUUUGUUUCCCCUUAGUGGCCUUCCACCAUGUGAGAAUCUCUGAUUGAUAUAUAAUCUCCCAGUACACGGAGUCAAAGAUUCAAAUGUUUUCCAUUUUUCCCUUCUGUUUUCAUUUUCCCAGACUGCCUCGACAUUGAUACUCAUUUGUUCUGGUUAAAGGCUAUCAAUUUAAGGCGCAGCAACUGAAAGCUUUUGGCGUUUCGCUUAAAUUGAGACAGUGGACCUCGUUUCGUAUCCUUCAUAAAAGCAGAUUUUCUUUGGAAAUUGAAAUCUUUCAUCUAGCCGUCUCGUUAGAAACAUGAAAACGACUAAUAUUUCUUUACGUUUUUCGAGUAUCUUUUAAAAUUAAUCUGAUGUCUUUUGGUACAAAUCAGCUGAAUUGUAAUGGAGUAUAUAAUAGUAAAUUAAAGAAAAAGAUGAGUCUAAAGCCUUUCGAGCUCCAUCUUAAGAAUGGUAAUUCCGGAAUUACAAGGAAG
Durio zibethinus is the source of this 2522-nucleotide messenger RNA. Its product is annotated as E3 ubiquitin-protein ligase APD2. Lineage: Eukaryota; Viridiplantae; Streptophyta; Magnoliopsida; Malvales; Malvaceae. Gene Ontology annotation, biological process: protein ubiquitination; cell cycle. Gene Ontology annotation, molecular function: ubiquitin protein ligase activity. Gene Ontology annotation, cellular component: endosome; plant-type vacuole membrane. The record is from RefSeq and is a predicted model, not a curated record.